AUGUCAGCAGCUUUCAAAACGUUAUCAGCAAAGGCUGCAGCUCAGCUUGAUAAAGAGUUGAUGUCAACUGGUGCAUUUUCCAUUGACCAAUUGAUGGAGCUUGCGGGAUUAGCGGUUGCAAAAGCUAUUUACAAACAAUACCCCCCACAGAAAACAGCUUCACCGCUGCAAAAAGUAUUAGUAUUAGUUGGUCCAGGAAACAAUGGAGGAGACGGACUAGUUGCCGCUCGUCAUUUGAAAACUUGGGGUGCUUACGAACCAGUUAUAUAUUACCCCAAAAAAUCAUCAAAAAGUGAGUUAAUCAACCGUUUAGUUCAACAAUUGCAAAAUCUAGAUAUAAAAGAAGUUUCGACUUUGGAUGAAAUAAAGCAGUUGCUUAGUACAAAAGGUGAAGUGGCUGUUACUUUGGAUGCAAUUUUUGGAUUCUCUUUCAAACCACCCAUCAGAGAGCCAUUUAAUGAUGUCAUUGGCUACCUUUCUCAGAACCACGAUUCUCUACCACCGGUAUUCUCAGUGGACAUCCCUUCAGGAUGGGAUGUUGAUGAAGGACCAACUGACAUUGACAUACACGCUGCUGGAUUGAUCAGUUUAACAGCACCAAAGCCUUGUGCUGAAAGAUUUGUGAAGAGUGGACCCAACAAGGUUCACUACUUGGGUGGCCGUUUCAUCAGUCCUACAAUCGCCAAGAAGUACGGUAUUGAGGAUAUCUUGGAUAAAUAUAAAGCCGAUGAAUUGAUUACCAAGCUAUAA
Messenger RNA from Lodderomyces margitis, 750 nucleotides. Its product is annotated as NADHX epimerase. The transcript has a single exon. The record is from RefSeq and is a predicted model, not a curated record. Gene Ontology annotation, molecular function: NAD(P)HX epimerase activity. Gene Ontology annotation, cellular component: mitochondrion. Bases 1 to 750 code for a protein of 249 amino acids. NCBI's taxonomy places the organism in Eukaryota, Fungi, Ascomycota, Pichiomycetes, Serinales, Debaryomycetaceae.